CUCUCUCUCUCUCUCUAUAUCUAAAGCACGAUUUGAUUCUCUCUCCCACUCUCUCCGUGGUGUGUGUUCCGUAAGGCAGAAAAGAUGGAAGAGUAUUUAGAGUACAUGAAGACAUUGCGAUCUCAAAUGAACGGUUACCUCUCUCUUUCUCUCUGUCGUAAAAUGACGAUGAUUGGGGUUUGAGCGUUUGUUGUCCGGCUUUGGAGUUUUUUUUCCCAGUUAAUGAAUGAUAAUACGGCUGAUUCAAUUAAAUUCAUCUUAGCAAAAACAAAAAAAAUUAAACUCAUUUGGUUGAUUAAUUUGUGUAUAUGUAAAAGCGUGCACUUCUAUCGGUUUGUUUAUAUGUGAAAGAUGCAUAUACAAAUGAAUUAUCAGAUGUGGAGGAUCAAGCAGCGAAGAUCUCAGUUGAAGAGCAAAUGCAGAUUACUAUCAUUCAGAAUAUCGAGAAAGACCUCCAAUUAGCAAAAUCUGAAGCAAAACAACUAAUAGAGGAUAUUGAUCAGAGGAUUAAGGAAAAGGGGCAGAUCUGUACCCAGAUUCUGGGAAAUCAGGGAAAAAUUUCUACUUUGGAAUCUGAUUCAUCCACACUUUGCCAGAAAAAGAACGUGUCUCAUAUGGCAUUUGAAUUCUGCAACAAGAUUAUUACCAUCUUUUACAAUCUUAUACUACAUCUUAAGGCUAGAACGGAAUUUCGUACUAUCAUAUGCAUUGCAACUUUGACAUUGGAGCUUAUUCAACAAGAAAGAGUCAACUUGUCAACCAAACUGUCAGAGAAAAGUGCCUACUAUGCCAAGUUAGCUGAUGAUCUUAAUACUAAAUUACAGAAACAGCAGGACUUUAAAAGUUCCACACUAUUUGAAUACUCUUUUAGCCCUGUCCGAGAGUGGCUGUGGCCGACACUUGUAUGGCAGGACUUCAACGGUCAAGGACACAACCGGCGAGAAAAUUGGCGAUUCUCAGGGAACUGUGGCUCCGAGAACUGUCUCAAUGCAGACAAUCUGGAUAACGAUGAAAAGGAAGUAAUGAAAAAUUUGGAUGCUGCUCAUGCUAAAUUUGACUUGGUGACACAACUGAAAUCCAAACUUGUUUCGGAUAAUAGCAAGGCAAAGCAAUCCAUUGAGCUAGUGAGGCGUAGGAUAAAUGGUUUUAAGUCACAACUUAAGGAAAUGGAUAGGAGGACCCUGGAAGAAGAGCUUACAGCCCUUUUGUCAGACAAAGCUGGAGAAUCAGAGUAUUUGCAGUCUCUGCAUCAGCAAAUUGACAAACUGAAGGGAAUUUCCCAUAUCCUUAAAUGUGCAUGUGGUAAGGAAUACGAGGUAGAAGUUGAUCUUGGUUCAAAAUAG
Messenger RNA from Ilex paraguariensis (yerba mate), 1343 nucleotides. The record is from the annotation of a GenBank genome assembly. Lineage: Eukaryota; Viridiplantae; Streptophyta; Magnoliopsida; Aquifoliales; Aquifoliaceae.